AUGGCGGGCGCUGACGGCCCUCAACCGGCAGCUGCAUCGCCUCGCCUUCAGGUGACGCUCAACUCGGAUGAUCCGGCGUACUUCUCGUUGGGCAGGGUCGACGCGGCGUCCCGAGCGCUCGAUGAGGCCACAUACGACGGUUUCGUUGCGUCCAACUACCUGUAUGCGGCGCGCGAUUGCGGCCUCACCGCCGACGAGUGCGUGAUCCUCGCGCGCAACUCGCUCGAGGCGUGCUUUGUGGACGGCGCGACCAAGGCGCGCUAUGUGGAGCGGCUGAGGGCGUACUGCGAUGGGUGGCGCCCCGCCCCGCGUGACGAACCAUUCAGAGAGGCCAUCUAG
Emiliania huxleyi CCMP1516 is the source of this 339-nucleotide messenger RNA. RefSeq lists its product as hypothetical. The transcript has a single exon. The coding region runs from base 1 to 339 and encodes 112 amino acids. Lineage: Eukaryota; Haptophyta; Isochrysidales; Noelaerhabdaceae. The record is from RefSeq and is a predicted model, not a curated record.